Molecule: messenger RNA, 455 nt
Organism: Paramuricea clavata
Lineage: Eukaryota; Metazoa; Cnidaria; Anthozoa; Malacalcyonacea; Plexauridae
Source: the annotation of a GenBank genome assembly
AUGACGGAGACCAUGUCCACGGGAUCAAAACCUAGUAAGAGUGGACUUGAACGUUUGCCAGUUCCAUCAUGGGAUGGCAGCCGUAGAAUGUACCCUACCUGGAGGAAGGAGUUUAAUCACUGGAUGAAAAAGUAUGCACAAGAUGAAGAUGAACAAUUGCAACGUUUCAGGAAGGCGUUGCCAAGCCAUUUAUGGUGGACAGAUCAAGUAAAGACCUGCAAAACCAUCGACCAAGCUUGGAAAAUCUUAGAUAUUGAAUUUUCAGACAAACGAAAGCUAAUGGAUGAACUUUCAUUCCUGAAGUUUCCCGAAGCCCAGUGGCCAGAGUUCCACGAAGAUCUCAUAUUAUCCAAUUCAGUAUGCCAGGAAACAAUGAAAGAGAAGAAAUCAUCAUUUUCAUCCAAUUGUAACAAGGAAGUUAAUGAAGUCAACGUCUGUUUAGCUACUGAAGAAAA